Molecule: messenger RNA, 1428 nt
Organism: Acanthosepion pharaonis
Lineage: Eukaryota; Metazoa; Mollusca; Cephalopoda; Sepiida; Sepiidae
Source: the annotation of a GenBank genome assembly
AUGACAAGUUCAUUUUCGGAAGCGCCAUCGCCCAAUCUGUCUCCCUUUCUUCCCAAUUUCCUUUUCUUGUACUGCUUUUCUUUUCAUUAUUUCUUACUUAUUAUUUAUUCCGUUUUUAUGCACUUUGUUUGUUCGUUUCUAUCUUUUUUCUUUCGUUUUAUGUACAUUUUUCUUUCUUUUUCUUUCGUUUUAUGUACCUUUUUCUUUCUUUUUCCCUUUCGUUUUAUGUACCUUUUUCUUUCUUUUUCCCUUUCGUUUUAUGUACCUUUUUCUUUCUUUUUUCCUUUCGUUUUAUGUACCUUUUUCUUUCUUUUUCCCUUUCGUUUUAUGUACCUUUUUUUUUUUUUUUUCUUUUUCGUUUUAUGUAAUUUUUUUCUUUCUUUUUUCCCUUUCGUUUUAUGUACCUUUUUCUUUUUUUUUCCUUUCGUUUUAUGUACCUUUUUCUUUUUUUUUUCCUUUCGUUUUAUUACCUUUUUCUUUAUUUUUUUUUCUUUCGUUUUAUGUACCAUUUUCUUUGUUUUUUUUCCUUUCGUUUUAUGUACCUUUUUUUUUUCUUUUUUCCUUUCGUUUUAUGUGCCUUUUUUCUUUCUUUUUUCUUUCGUUUUAUGUACCUUUUUCUUUCUUUUUUCCUUUCGUUUUAUGUACCUUUUUCUUUCUUUUUUCCUUUCGUUUUAUGUACCUUUUUCUUUCUUUUUUCCUUUCGUUUUAUGUACCUUUUUCUUUCUUUUUUCUUUCGUUUUAUGUACCUUUUUCUUUCUUUUUUCCUUUCGUUUUAUGUACAAGGAUUUUUCUUUCUUUUUUCCCUUUCGUUUUAUGUACCUUUUUCUUUCUUUUUUCCUUUCGUUUUUUAUGUACCUUUUUCUUUUCUUUUUUCCUUUCGUUUUAUGUACCUUUUUUCUUUCUUUUUCCUUUCGUUUUAUGUACUUUUUCUUUCUUUUUUCCCUUUCGUUUUAUGUACCUUUUUCUUUCUUUUUUUUCCCUUUCGUUUUGUAUAAUAAUUUUUUUCUUUCUUUUUUCCUUUCGUUUUAUGUACCUUUUUCUUUUUUUUUUCCCUUUCGUUUUAUGUACCUUUUUCUUUCUUUUUUCCUUUCGUUUUAUGUACCUUUUUUUUUUUUUUUCCUUUCGUUUUAUUACCUUUUUCUUUUUUUUUUUUCUUUCGUUUUAUGUACCUUUUUCUUUCUUUUUUCCUUUCGUUUUAUGUACCUUUUUUUUCUUUUCCUUUCGUUUUAUGUACCUUUUUCUUUCUUUUUUCCUUUCGUUUUAAGUACCUUUUUUUUUCCUUUCGUUUUUGUGCACCUUCUUUUCUUUUUUUUUCGUUGGUUUUUAUGCACUUUAUUUUUUUCUUUCUUGUUAGCUUUUAUCAAUUUUCCCUUUUCUUUUCUUUUCCUUGUAUCCUUAUUUUCUUCUUUUUUUUCAUAUUUAUUAUAG